CUAUUGCUCAUCUUUUCGUGAGCUCGGCUUCAUUUGCAUCGAAAGAAAUCCAACAAUUUGGGUAUCUCGGCUACUGGAUUGGAUUAACUCAGUUGAUGGAUUAACGCUUUAUUUAGACUUCGUAUUAGUGCGAUACGUCGCUGAAUUCGUAAAUCUGUGCAUUGCAGCAGAUUCAUUCGCUUCCUAUUCACGCCACUUCGAGCUGCAUAUCCUCUUUUUGUUUUUUGCUUUGAUUCUGUUUCUGCAGAGCGUUACACUUCAGCAGAAUCGAUCCUGCAAGUUAGUUUUGAGAUUCCAUUCGAAGUACUGUUUGAGAAAAUUUUGUUUUCUAUUGAGAGAAGAAGAAUUCUAAGUGUGCGACAUCAGGGGAACCUCAGCCAGCAGCCAUGGAAGUUGCGCAGCGAGCUCUCUUCGCGGGGGAUGGCGUUGCGGAGCGGUUAAUUUCACGCAGCAAUGCACAGCAGGGCUGUCCCGGAAAACACUCGAGUAUUGUCAGUGUAUCGGGGAGAAGAGUUCAGAUCGCCACUAGACAAUCUGCAAGAAACUCUCGGUUGUGCUGCUCAAGGUCCGGGCAGCUAAAGGUGUUAAGCUUGAACAAAUAUCUGAGAGUACCUCACAAACAUUCGAACAGUUUUUUGAGUGGUUCCAGUAGCUCGCAAACUGGUUUCAUAACUGCGGAUUCUAAGAGAAGGAAUCGAAUCUCGGUUGUAUCUGCAGGGUUGACGACAGAUUCUGGAACUGCAGAUGAAUCCAAAGAAGCAGAACUUGCUUCAGCUUUGCAGAAGAUUGUGUCGGAUCCGCAAGACAUUGGCUUCUCAACUGGGUCUAGGACUGUUACCAUCACUGUUUGCGGUGUCCUCAACGACAAUGACCUUCGAAGGUUGAAGUCACAAGUUGAGGAUCUUGAUGGGGUUGGUAAUGCGCGGAUUGGUACCUUGAAGGAAGGAGGUGUAAGAGGAGGUUCAGUUGCUAUGGAAAUUGACGUGGAGAAGAGAGUGCCGCUGCCUGCUUUGAUUCAGAGCGUUCAGGCGUUGGAUGAAGCUCUUCUGAUAUUACCUUUCAAGUCAGCCUCGUGGAUUUGGCGAGGAAACAAAAUUAAUUAUUCCGUGUCUGGGUUUGGCAAGCCGCUUAUUCUUGUGCAUGGAUUCGGAGGAAAUGCGGGGCAUUUUGCCCGGUUGAUUCCCUUUCUGGCGGAGAACCAUCGAGUUUACGCAAUCGAUCUGUUGGGAUUUGGCGCAUCAGAUAAACCUUCUAAUACCGAAUAUGGGCCCGAGCUGUGGGCAGACCUUGUUUGUGAUUUUGCAAAGGAGUUUGCUUCUGAAGGUUCGGUAUUAUUUGGUAAUUCAAUCGGUUCGCUAGCUGUGUUAGCAUCGGCUGCAAAAGCGGGUUCUGAUCUAUUCACUGGUAUUGUUCUAUUGAAUUGUGCUGGGGCAAUGAACAGGAAAGGUCUUGCGCAAGAUGGUUUGGCGCUUCGGCUUGUUGCACCCAUUUUUAUUGUAGUAGAGUACCUGCUGCAACAACCUAAAAUUGCGAACUUUUUAUUCAACAAGUUCCGCAGCAAGGAAAAUGUUAAGCAGAUAUUGCAGCAACAGGCCUAUUGUGACAAACAAGCUGUUACUGAUCAACUGGUUGAUAUUCUACAUCAUCCCUCGACUGACGAAGGAGCGUUGGAUGUUUUUGUGAAAGUCUUUACUGGAGAACCUGGUCCUCGACCGGAAGUAUUGAUGCCCCAGAUCGAUAUCCCUUUGUUGUUACUUUGGGGUGAAAAGGAUCCCUGGACUCCGGCAAAUGGACCAAUAGCAAAAUACUUUAGAAAAAUUGCAGUGGAACGUGAUCAUGUGUUUGUGACAACACUUCCAGAUGUUGGCCACUGCCCACAUGAUGACAGGCCGGAGCUUGCAGCAGGAGAAAUUCUACCAUUCCUGGAAAAGUACAAUUUAUAAACUAGGAAAACCUGGAACCAAUAUUUUUUUUCCCUCAUACAGAGCAGCUUAUGCAGCAUAAACCAACAAAUUACAAGACUACACAGUACCAUGGCUUCACAACCGGUACCCUACAUCUGCUUCUUUAUUAGAAUGGCAUGAUCAUUAGAGGGUCAUUCAACCAAUACCCAAUUCUGAUUGAGCCAUUUCAAUGAUUUGUAUUUACUGGAAAUUAAUUGCGCAGCACAGAGGAUGUUAAGCUAGAAAACUGAAAAGACGGUAUUGUACAUAUUGUUCACCACUGAUAUACUUGCCCAACAUAUUGUAGUAUUUUAAGCAUGUGUUUUGCAUUUCGCCCUGGGGGCUGGAGAUAGAAAGUUGGGAGAUCGCUGGCAGUUAUGGAAGCCUACUUUUACAGCUCUUGUAAUACUUGAAGAAUAUUUGUGUACAAUUAUUAUUUUUAAAAUGAAAGAGUUUGAUUUUCCUCAUUUGUAUCA
Physcomitrium patens is the source of this 2419-nucleotide messenger RNA. RefSeq lists its product as uncharacterized. The record is from RefSeq and is a predicted model, not a curated record. Gene Ontology annotation, molecular function: chlorophyllase activity. NCBI's taxonomy places the organism in Eukaryota, Viridiplantae, Streptophyta, Bryopsida, Funariales, Funariaceae. Gene Ontology annotation, cellular component: chloroplast. Gene Ontology annotation, biological process: chlorophyll metabolic process.